AUGGAAGACGCAUUCGACGGCGCUAUCGGCAUCGACCUCGGCACAACCUACUCCUGCGUGGGUGUAUGGCAGAACGACCGUGUCGAGAUCAUCGCCAACGACCAGGGUAACCGGACCACCCCGUCGUACGUCGCCUUCUCGGCAGAGGAGCGCUUGAUCGGCGAUGCCGCCAAGAAUCAGGCCGCGAUGAACCCCCGCAACACCGUCUUCGACGCAAAACGUCUCAUCGGCCGCCGAUUCGAUGAUCCCGAUGUCAAGAAGGACAUGACCCACUGGCCUUUCGAGGUCGUCGAAAAGGACGGAUCGCCUCUGAUCAAGGUCCAAUACCUCGGCGAGGACAAGACCUUCAGCCCACAAGAAAUCUCCGCCAUGGUGCUGACAAAAAUGAAGGACAUCUCCGAGGCCAAGCUCGGCAAGACCGUAAAGAAGGCCGUCGUGACUGUCCCUGCCUACUUCAACGACUCGCAGCGUCUCGCGACCAAGGACGCCGGCGCCAUUGCUGGCCUCGACGUGCUCCGUAUCAUCAACGAGCCCACCGCCGCCGCCAUCGCAUACGGUCUCGACCAGCAAUCGAAGACCGAGCGCAACGUCCUCAUCUUCGAUCUCGGUGGAGGAACUUUCGAUGUCUCGCUCCUCAACAUCAGCGGCGGUGUCUUCGCCGUCAAGGCUACCGCCGGUGACACCCACUUGGGUGGUGAGGACUUUGACAACACCCUCUUGGAGCACUUCAAGAAGGAGUUCCAGCGCAAGACGAAGCUCGACAUCGCGGACGACCCCCGUGCGCUCCGGCGAUUGAGGAGCGCUUGUGAGCGUGCCAAGCGCACGCUCUCCAGUGUUGCCCAGACCACCGUCGAGGUCGACUCGCUCUUCCAGGGCGAGGACUUCUCCGCCAACAUCAGCCGUGCCCGUUUCGAGGAGAUCAACGCUGCGAUGUUCAAGUCGACCAUCGAGCCCGUCGAGAAGGUCCUCAAGGACUCCAAGAUCCCCCGCGAGAAGGUCGACGAUAUCGUCCUUGUCGGUGGUUCGACGCGUAUCCCAAAGAUCCAGGCGCUCGUCUCGGAGUACUUCGGUGGGCGCCAGCUCAACAAGUCCAUCAACCCCGACGAGGCCGUCGCGUACGGCGCCGCUGUUCAGGCUGCCGUCCUCACCGGCCAGACGUCCGAGAAGACCCAGGACCUGCUCCUCCUCGAUGUCGCCCCCUUGUCCCUCGGUGUCGCCAUGCAGGGCGAUGUCUUCGGUGUCGUCGUCCCACGCAACACCCCCAUCCCCACCAACAAGUCGCGUGUGUUCACGACCGUCGAGGACAACCAGACCACGGUCACCUUCCCUGUGUACGAGGGUGAGCGCACUCAGUGCCGCGACAACCGUCUGCUCGGCGAGUUCGAGCUCAACGGCAUCCCUCCCAUGCCCCGUGGCCAGGCCGAGCUUGUCACCACCUUUGAGGUCGAUGCCAACGGCCUGCUGAAGGUCUCCGCCAUGGACCGCGCCUCUGGCCGCAAGGCGUCCAUCAGCAUCACCAACUCUGUUGGCCGUCUCUCGGGUGCCGAGAUUGACCAGAUGAUCAAGGACGCUGAGCAGUUCAAGCAGGCCGACAAGGACUUCUCUGCGCGCCACGAAGCCAAGUCUGACUUGGAGGCGUACAUCCACCAGGUCGAGGGCACGAUCACGUCGCCCGAGAUCGGGAUGAAGCUGAAGCGCGGAGCCAAGUCGCAGGUCGAGGCUGAGCUCGCGCGGGCGUUGGAGAAGCUCGAGAUCGAGGACUCUACGGCGGACGAGUUGCGCAAGGCGCAGUUGGGCAUCAAGCGUGCGCUGCAGAAGGCGACGGCGGGCAUCCGAUGA
Molecule: messenger RNA, 1839 nt
Organism: Heterobasidion irregulare TC 32-1
Lineage: Eukaryota; Fungi; Basidiomycota; Agaricomycetes; Russulales; Bondarzewiaceae
Exons: 9
Coding region: 1-1839 (612 amino acids)
Biological process (GO): cellular response to unfolded protein; vesicle-mediated transport; protein refolding
Cellular component (GO): cytoplasm; nucleus; plasma membrane
Molecular function (GO): misfolded protein binding; ATP binding; ATP hydrolysis activity
Source: RefSeq, a predicted model, not a curated record